CUUAUUAUUACAUGGAUGAUGAUCAUGGUGGCGAUUGGUGGUGGUGAAGAACGCUGCACAGGGGACGCGAUUCCCACCCUCAUCUGGUCAUCUGGAUAAGGUCGGAGCGAGGAAAAAGAGGGUUAUCAGAAAGGUUGGAUAAGUUUACAAACAGAGAUUUUGCGAGGAAGAGCUCCUACUUGGCAACAACUCGGGCGAGUGUGGAGAAUGUGAGACCACUGUGAGACCACUAACUACCAAGUCAGCACUGCUCGUCAGUCGUCUCGCAGCAGCCCCGGAGUAAAGACUCGGCAUUUCUUUCUCCACCCCAACCUGCAACCUCGGUGUCAUCCGCGUCGUCACCGUCGUCACUGCGAAGGGCGAUAAGUGUGUGCAAAAAAAAAUUUGCAAAAAAUACCGAGUGGCAUGUCCCACCCACCCAAACUUUUCGUACCGCUACCAUGUAGUACCCAGACCGGGGUGCUGGCCACCUACGAUUAAUAAUUAAAGCAAUCUCAGUAUAAUUAAAGUGUGAAAAAGUGAGAAAGUAAUAAAAAAAUCCACGAUGGCGGCCGGACCUGCGGACGCGUUUUCCUCCACCCCCGCGGUUUCGGGGGUGUGUAUGACUCUGGCGGGGAGUUGAUGGGGGACAAUUUGUGGUCAUCGGGCGUUGUGGCGACGGCCUCAACGGGUGCAUCUUGGGUGGACGAAGUGCACAAUUCCACCACGGCCUCCACCUCGAGUAGCAGUGACCCUGCGGAGAAGAGGUUGGAGGAAAUUAAGAGGAAAUUUCAUAGGGGGAGGAUCCUCCAAAUUAAACAUUUGCCCAGGGAGGUUACUGAAGAGGAAAUUCGGGAAUUGCUGGCAGAAUGGGAAGUCCAAAGUGUGACCGUGCAAUCGGGAUCGGCCCGUGUCUCGCUGUGUUCGCCGGAGGUGUUGGAGGACUGGGAUCGCAACGCGGUGUUCACGGUACGAGGUCAACGCGUCACCAUUGUCCCGUCGUUGUCGGAAAUGUUGCUGUGCGUGGGACGAAUCCCUCUCACCUACACCGAAGCCCAGUUCAACAACUUGGUCUCCUCGUAUGGCGAGAUCCGCCGCGCAUUCGUCAUGAUUAGCGAGAGGACGGGUGACAACAAGGGAUACGGCUUUGUCGAGUAUGUCACCAAGGAAGCCGCCCUCCAAGCGAAGAACGCCUUGGACGGGAAGCGACUCUUGGACUGCACAGCGGUCUGUGAUUGGCUGGACUCUAGUCACAUCACGGUCCGCUCCCUCCACUCCAAGUGCCUUUAUGUCGACAGGCUGCCCCCAAAUUAUCGCGACAUGGCCGAAUUUCGCCGCGUCUUCAGUACCAUCGUUAAUCCACCUUAUUGCCAGAUCGCACUCAAAAACGGCUGCCCCCAAGACUGGGGCCUUGUCGAAUUCAUCAAUGAGGACGACGCGGAAAAAACACAACAAAACUUGGACGGCUACUCCCUUCACGGGUCGCGAAUCCGUGUCGCGUACUACAUCCCGGGCGUCAGAGCGAUCAACUUGUACCUCAAACUUCUCAACGAUGGGGGAGCCAACAAGGGGAAAAGUGCCCUCCUGCCGGACCCACCUGCCCCCGCAGUGUUCCAGCAACUGCAAAGUUUAGCCAAGCAGAAUCCCGUGUUUGCUCAGAACUUGCAGUCCAUAAUAAUGCAGCAAAUCCAGGACUUGCAGAAGGGAAAGGGCGGAGGCAAUGAUAGCGGAAAACAGAGGCAGACACCCUUCCAACAGCAGAACAAGGGGCCCCAAUUCCCCUCCAACAAUUCACCCCCGAACCACAACCACAAUUUGAUGAAGAACGCGCAACACACGGCGCUCACGCUGCUCCUAGCGUCACAAAUGGGUCAGAAUAACGGUGGCGGGAUGGGCGGUGGCAGUGGACAAAUGUCGCCCACGAACGGGUCAAACAUGUCCCUGCAGAACCAACAACUGCUCGCGGCCCUCCAGGCGAUGAGCAAAGGUGGGGGUGGCAUGGGGAAUGGGGGCGGUGGGGAUUUUGGGAUUCCUGGCAAUGCCCCGAAUCUGAGCAACCUGCUCAGCCUCGCCCAGUCUCAAGGGGGCAACGGUUCCCUCCUUUCGCCAGGACAGCAGCAGCAGCAGCACUUGGAUCAGCAGAAUCCGAACAUUCCGCACCAUUUCUACCCACCCCCACCACCACAGGGCUUACUCUCGCCGGGGGGACAGAGUGGCGGAGGAGGGGUGGAUGACCACUGGUCGUCUCCGUACAAGUCCAACAGGAGUACACCCGUUUUUGGGUCGAAUGGGAUGCACAAGACGCCACUGCUUCCAUCUCCGUCGCCCUCUCUCGUCGACGUGCCCAUGGACACGGGCAUGACGUCUCCAAAAACCCCACCCGGUGACCUACAAGCCGUCUGGUACUCAUUAUUUGGACAAAAUCCUGGCUCAUCGUCAGACUCGACACCCACCUCGCCGGGAAACACAAGCCCCCACUUUAUGAAGACCGGCGGCGGAUCCAACGGGUCGCCUAUUGGUCGCUCUGCCGACGCCCUUUUUGGCGGAAUGAACCACCAAUACAAACAAGGCUCGUCCCCACCCGGUUUCUCGAACUGUCACUCUUCUUCCUCCGCUGGAAAUAUGCACCUCAACCACCACCGCGGAGUUAACGGUGACCUCCAAGAAGCGCUCAGCUCACUUCUCAACAAUCCGCAAAGUUUCAACCAAAUCUUCGGCGGCGGCGGCGGUAAUCAUCACCAGCAGCAGCAAGGACUCGACUCUUCCUUCUCGCAACAAGGGGGUCGUCUCCCUCCGCACCACCACCAACACCACCAACAACAGCAACACCCCCACCAUCAAUACCACAACAAUCCGCACCAACGCCAACAGCAGUCUUACCCGAGUGGGCUGGAACAACAGGUCGGCGGAGGCAUGCCCAACGCCCUGCUCGACCUCCUCAUGCAGUCCAUGAAGGGUGACCAACAACAGCAAAUGCAGCACAUGCAGCAACAACAUCACGGAGGGGACGCUUUCAACGGGGGGAUGAAGCACAACAACUCGUGGUCUUCGAGCAACAGCAACCCGCCUUCGCCCAUCGGGAGUAACCAUCGUGGCGGACCGUUUGGCGGGUUGGGAGGUGGACAACCGCAACGGAGCGGGUCGAACGGGUCGAGUGAAAUGAGCUCGCCACGGUCGCCAAGUUCGUACUCGCCAUUUUCACGCAACUCCUCCAAGGGGCUGUUGGAAUCGGGAAACGGGAACCUACAACAUGAUGCCACAGUACAUUCGAGCCUCAAUUCCCCAAUACCGCCCCCAUCGUCGACAUGGAAUGCGGGGGGUUAUAUUGGGGCGGCGCACCACCAGCACCACCAGCAGCAGAGCAGUUUCACUUCUCAGAGUCGGAACAUUUGGGCGGCCCCUUCAGUCAGCCCUGGAGCCACCUCGCUGAAUAGUAACAACAACAACUCACUUCUCCUCAACCCCCUCGGCAUCAAGCGGAAGCAGGUCCAUCACGACGGAGGGGUUGGUGCAGGGGGGUUGGAAAUUGACGGCUUUCUUGGCUGUGGGGGGAAUUCUUCGUCGUCUACGUCCACCCUGGGAGGAAUCAACCAGCAGCUGCACAACGCCCACCUCAACCACCCCCAUGAACCACUCCCUUCCCACUAUGCAGACUCGUACUUCAAAAAGAAGAAGAAAAAUUAAUCCGCAGUUUAAUUCCUCAAUAAUUCCCCCCUUCCCCUUAUUGGACAACCAUAAAUACCUCAAAAUUAUGUAGACGCACCAUUUACCAAACCGAACGGACCAAUCAUCAUACACCGGACACGUGCACACUUAAUACCACACCCCACAAAAAUUCGGAAACAAUCACUCGAAACCAUUUCAUUUUAAGUAUAGGAUUGUAUUAAAGCAUAGUCUUCAAAUUAUUAUUAUCCGUAAAAAAAAUGACGAGACCCGAGGUUGAAAUCUUAGUCGGAAAAACAAGGUCGUUGCUGUACAGGUCUAAAAAAUACCUAAUCUAAUCUAUGCGCUCUUAUAUAGUCUCUGUUUUUUGGAAAGAUAAAGCUAGUUUUUGAUGGAUGGAUUCUAGCACACGGAGAAAUUCUGGAAACCAAUUCUAAUCCAUGUGGGUGCAUAUAAAUAUACGGUAAAUGAAGUAGUAGGAAAAGCGUUUAAAAAAUUAUUAAUCGCGUGAGUAGAAAGUGGAAUGAGUCGAUCGAGUCAUCAAUCAAUCAUCCUCCUCCUCCUUGUUACAUAACUAACUAUGGUAAUAAAAUAAUGUGGACAGGACGCUGCAUAAUAAUAAUUAAUUAAUUAGUAAAUAAGUUAAAAAAAAACUGCCACAUAAAUACACCAACCAACCAAAAAUUUUCCUCUCUUACCAAAAGCUCUUGUAAAUCCUUAAUUGGCUUUCCAUUUAUUUAAUAACUUAUUAUUAGUAACUUUUAACAUGUACAGAUGAAAAAUGAAACUUACCGAUUUUUUCGACCUUAUUAAGAAAGACAGCAGCACAGAGAUUACGUCUGUACGUACGUACGUAUUUACUUGUCCCUCUAUUAGAUUUUAAUUAUUAUUGUAAAACUUCUUGAUAGCGUGUAAUUACUUGAUUAAUAAUUCUUAAAGGUCUUGCUCUUGCUUGGUUGGAAAGAGAAAAGAAAGCUGUGAUCCUUAAUUUUCCAUCUUUGAAACUUUAAAACGCAUUUGUUUCGUCGCAGCCAGGACAAGAAAACGAUUGGUAUUUCAAGAGUCGAAAUAAUAUACAUAAAUCGAACCAAAUAUUACAAUAAAAAAUUACAGCAAUCACUCGAAUUGAAUCUAAAUACAUAAAAACUCGAUUAAUAAGUAGGUUAUGAAAUGAGUAAUUAAUUAGGUGGGGUGGGUACUUGUCUAUAUUUGAUUAAUAAGAUAAGGUCGGUGAUGGCAUAAUAUACAGCAAUUAAUCGAAAUAAUUUUAGUUAGGUGUACAAUUUAGGUAGGACCUCUGUUCCGCAAACCCCACAGUUCCGGACAAGUAAAAAUGAUGCAUUUGGUGCUCCAUGUUUUUAUAGAAAUGUUAAUUGUUAUUGUUAUUAUUAAUAGUUACAGCUCACGAUAAUUUAAUACUAAUUUCAAGAAGUCUCUUCUUCUCCCCAUGAUUAUCAUUACCUUUAUUGUUCCCCCUCUCACUCACCACGACGCAAUUGAAAGUUGAAGAUGAAUGCAAUUUGAUUUACGUAGCAGCGCUCGGAAAUAUUUUCUAAUUUUUCUAACUAUUUUUUGCCCAUGGUUGAUGAGAUGGGAUUAUUUUUGUAAGUUAUAUACGAUAACAACGAAUCAUUUCGAUAAGCUUUAGUUAAUAGAUAUUUAUAUCUCUCCCGGUGAUGGAUCUUCUUAUCGCGUGAUAAGUCGUCGUUUCGUUUGUAUAGUCUCGUAAUUUUGAAAUAUUUAUUGUUUUUUUAUAAAUAUUUAUUUUAGUUAGUUAUAAUAAUUUUACAAUUAUUUAGCUACUGCGCUGAGUCAUGAGUACCUUUGAUUUCAUUGCUUGGUGGUUUUUGUGGAUUUUUUUUCAUGUAGAAAUUAUGUUUUUCAUCAAAUCAAAUUGAUUUAAUCAAUCAAUCAGGAAAAUGAAAUGAAUGCUUGUCGACAUGAACAUCCGAAAUAAGUAAGCAAACCACCAAAAAAAGUAUUUUUUGCAUAAUAACUUAUAAUUAAUAAGUAUGUACCACCAUUCGAAUAAGAAAAACAACCACGACUAUCAUAGCCAGCCAGUUGCGUUAAACGGUGAAAUAAUUUAGAGUUAAAUACUGAUUGAUUAUUAAGAUGAAAAGAAUCAGUUAAAAAUUAAAUCCCGGAUUUAAAACAGAUAUUAAAUAAAAACGAUUUUGCAGAUGAUGAUAUGAUGAGACAACAGAUGAUACGGAACAUUCCUAGUUAACUAGUUAGUUAAUUAUUUAAUGAGUUGACGGAUAGGAAUAAUUACAAAACUAAACUAUUUAAUAUAUUAUACAAUUUGUAAAAAUGGAGUAAAGAAAGCACGAAGUGAAAGUAUUUAUGGUAUGCGAAAUGCGAUUGAGAUUGAGAAUAGCGAGAUAAUGACGAUAUACCAAGAAAGAAUUUUAAAAUGAAACAGUGAAUGGGAAGCAAUUUUAAUCAAGUAAAUCUGAAUGGAUUGGAUAAUAAUACGUACGUACCAAAAAAACACACAAUUUAAUUAAAUAUAAAGUACUUAGUAAUUUAGAAUGUGAGAGUUUUUAAGAAA
Molecule: messenger RNA, 6196 nt
Organism: Folsomia candida
Lineage: Eukaryota; Metazoa; Arthropoda; Collembola; Entomobryomorpha; Isotomidae
Product: ribonucleoprotein PTB-binding 1
Exons: 9
Coding region: 622-3663 (1013 amino acids)
Cellular component (GO): ribonucleoprotein complex
Molecular function (GO): RNA binding
Source: RefSeq, a predicted model, not a curated record